AUGAAAGAGGAUUCAAUCAAUUCUUUACCUUCGGCCGAUGAUGAAGACAUAUCAUCGACAAAGACGACGGACACAAUUUCUGUCCGUUCCAUCGGAAUAGACGACUGGGCAGUUGAAUGUUUUAAUCUGCAUGAACUCAUUUCCCAUAGGCUACCUAGGGUGGUGAGACUUGCCGAAGAAAAACCUGGCUUAGUGCCUAAGAAACUCGAACCAUAUCUAAAUUGCCCUCUCUUGUUACAUUCGGCUUCUCGGAAAACUGUGGUGAAAUGUCGAGUGUUAAAGAAAAAAGAUGGUGGAAAAUAUACGAAUGUUGGUCCGAUAUUGAUUAUACCAGAAAAUUAUGACGGUUUCUUUGGUGUCAUUCCUGAGUCUGGCCGAAUCCCCAAUUAUUGUUCCAUUUCGGAUAUCGCCUCUGUUAUGCCGAAGCGCUUUUUCACUUGUACCAAAAUGAUUGCAAUGGGUAUUGUGACCUCCGACAAUAAAACAGAGAAAUAUGUCCAGAGAGCCGUACCAGAAGCAUCUGUGCUGAAGGUGGAUGGUGUUUUCAGCGCAAAGUGGAAGACACAAGCAGAAACUGGAAUAUUCAAAAAGUCCCAAAUGACUUACACAACACCUGAUAUACAUAACCUAAGACGGACUCUUUUCAAGGAAUCUACCCCCGCCAAUCUCCUCCCCUCACUCUCUUGA
Acanthosepion pharaonis is the source of this 687-nucleotide messenger RNA. The record is from the annotation of a GenBank genome assembly. Lineage: Eukaryota; Metazoa; Mollusca; Cephalopoda; Sepiida; Sepiidae.